Molecule: messenger RNA, 1767 nt
Organism: Alternaria burnsii
Lineage: Eukaryota; Fungi; Ascomycota; Dothideomycetes; Pleosporales; Pleosporaceae
Exons: 3
Coding region: 1-1767 (588 amino acids)
Biological process (GO): positive regulation of nuclear cell cycle DNA replication; regulation of cell cycle phase transition
Cellular component (GO): nucleus; Dbf4-dependent protein kinase complex
Molecular function (GO): protein serine/threonine kinase activator activity; nucleic acid binding; zinc ion binding
Source: RefSeq, a predicted model, not a curated record
AUGUCGAACCGGCGCGUCCCCCUCGCCAACCUGCAAAACGCUACCAAUUCCCCGUUACGCGCGACGGCCAUAGGAGGAAAGCGCCAACGCUCACACGCCAGUGAGCAGCGCGACGUCCUCUAUGGCCAACCGCCGCCCAAGAAACAAGUCAUCCAAGUCGAUGAUGCCGAAGCCCAUCGCCAUGGCCUGGUCCGUCGGAGUGGGGCCCAGCCCACGGCUUUGACCCGCAAGCUGGAAGCAGCAAGAGAGUCAAAGGCCCCGUCCAAGCAGGCCGCCCAGCGAGCGUCCAACGACCUGGAGACGAUCCGACAGUGGCAGCGUCACUAUCGCAAGCUGUUCCCUCAGUUUGCUUUCUACUUUGACAGCGUGCCAGAAGCCCAGAAAGACAAGCUGAUGCAUAGGGCAAAGCACCUAGGUUCCCGUGAGGUCAAUUUUUUCUCCCGAGAAGUCACCCACGUCAUUACGACGCGUUCCAUUCCUGCCGACCUCGAUGGCAGCUCAUCCACCCACAAGGGCACCGUCAACCCGGCUCAGCUGGAGAACAAGAAGUCCAUCUUCGAUGCCGCCCUGGAGAGAUCUGACCGCGGUGACAUCCUGCACAAGGCUAAGAGCUUGGGCAUGAAGAUAUGGUCUGUGGAGAAGUUGCAGCGGAUGGUAGACACCAUGUUCAACAAGGAGACCGGUGAAGAUGCAGCUAGCCACCCGACGCGCCACGCCGUGGCCUCGCAGCAUCAGAAGGGCCGUCCUGCUGACCUACAGAGGCUGCUGCAAAACGAGAAGAUGGAUCGCGACUACGUCAUGGCCUCGCAGGACAUGAUCCCUCUUCGUGGCUACUACGUAUACGUGCACGACAUGGAUGAGGUCACCCGACCUGUUAUGAUCCGAGAAUAUCAGAAAGUCGAGAAAGAGAAGGGCAAGUGGCCACAGUUCCGUGCCUCGGGUAAUGGCAAGUGUCCGUUUGUUGAAGAUCCCCAUUUCGGCCGCCGACAGCAGGAAGAGCAGGAAGCACGUCGAAGGCAGGCAGCCCAGGCUCCACGGACGCGUGCUGUCUCAGCCAUGGAAGAGAAGAGUGCUCUAGUAGAGAACAACAACUUGGCCAGGCGUCCCAGUGCCCCUGCUGCCAUCGUCAAGGAAGAGCAGGAUGCGGAUGCAAAGCCCUUAGACCCCCCGAAGGGCCUCCCACCCAAGCGAUGCAACACGGCAGACGGCCCACCACCCAUGUUUGGCAGUGCUCAGGCUAGCAUCCGAGCCAUGCCCCGUUUUAUUGCUGGUGAGCCAGUCGCGUCUGGUCUACACCAAUCCAACAUCACCUCCGCCAUCCGCUCGCAGAUGAUAUCCUCAACUGCUGCCGCGCCGCGUGCUGGAAACAGCAAGGAGGUGAACCAACUGAAACGAAAGGUCCUCGAGAAGAACAGCGUACCGUCGGCGAAUACGAAUAGUGGCCAUUCGUCCGUCACAAACGAUGUGAGGGCUGCGCUCAGCUAUGAGCAUUCUCAACCCAUGCGAGCAGCCAAGCGCAAAGCUCAGGAGAAUAUGGGCCAUGCGCAUGAUGACGGUGAUGAAGAGAGACAAGCUCGUAAAGCAGCAGCCCUCCGCAGGCGCAAGACUGUUGAGAAGGAAUUGAAGCCUGGCUACUGCGAGAACUGCAGGGAGAAGUUCAACGACUUCGACGAGCACAUCCUCUCACGCAAGCACCGCAAGUUCGCUGUCACCACCGAGAACUGGGUCGAGCUAGACCAGCUCCUCGCCCAACUUGAUCGUCGAUGA